AUGGACGACACACUGGACAGGACAACGCUGGCUACGAUCUCGCUGCUCGAGUCACGCCUUCUUCGAAUCGAGCAAAUUCUCUACGGGCCAUCCUCGCCCCCGUCAGUGGCACUCACCGAACCGGCUACCAGCUCCCUGGCGGACCUGGAGGAGCGGUUCGCGUCACUCCUUCGUCGUUUUCGCGUCUACUUCGAGCUGGUUGAGAUCUACAAACUCUAUCCUUCCUUCUUCCAGCCCUAUACCCGCACUCCUCACACGACGCUGCCACCGCCGGUCGAGCUCUCCCCAGAAAACACCCGCGCCACGGUUUUGGCGUACGCGUCUGCGUUCCCCUCGACCGCCUCGGCCCUCACGACGGUGACCUCGGAGACACCCGUGCCGGACCCCAAGCUCAGCGCCGAACUGGCGUCGCUGAUCCCGCGGAUGAAGGGUGUCGAGGCGAUGCAGCUGGCGCAGGAGGCUGAGAUGGCGGAGCUGCGGGCGCGCAGCGAGCGGGUCAUGCGGGCCUGGUACGAGGACCGGGUGCUCCAGUACGGGCAGUUCGUGGCGAGCGCGGAAGGACGGGUUGAGAAGGUCGAAGUGAGCAUCAGGAGAGCUGAAAGGGUCAGGGAGAUGGACGCCGCCAUCUGA
This is a messenger RNA of Lasiosphaeria miniovina, 630 nucleotides long. RefSeq lists its product as uncharacterized. Gene Ontology annotation, cellular component: dynactin complex. The transcript has 2 exons. The coding region runs from base 1 to 630 and encodes 209 amino acids. Lineage: Eukaryota; Fungi; Ascomycota; Sordariomycetes; Sordariales; Lasiosphaeriaceae. The record is from RefSeq and is a predicted model, not a curated record. Gene Ontology annotation, biological process: cytoskeleton-dependent cytokinesis.